AUGGAGGUCAUAACCCUCAGAAACAAGGUCAGGAACUCAAGCCAAAUUCAGAAAAAAGCUUGCCAUUGUCUUCAAAAGGUUGCUGAGAAAGCCACAGAUCGUAUCAACUCCACAGCAUAUGCAAGUGUUCCUUCAAUGUGUGGCGUUUACAUGGCCCACCAAUUCAGCAUCGACAUGAACUGCGACAAGUACCCUGGUGUAAGCAGCAGCUUGAAGAUUUACUCGUGA
This is a messenger RNA of Sphenostylis stenocarpa, 228 nucleotides long. Lineage: Eukaryota; Viridiplantae; Streptophyta; Magnoliopsida; Fabales; Fabaceae. The record is from the annotation of a GenBank genome assembly.